CUCGCUCGAGCGCUGUGGGGGUCGUCAACGCAACGUCAACCUUCAAACGUUUCCCACGGGGAGAUUACGGACUUUUUAUCAACAUAAUUCGAGUUCACAGCCCGUAAUUUAAUUAAGGUAAUCGAUUAAAGUUUGUUUUUGGAGUUAAAAGUUUAAUACAUUUUGGCGAAGUUUGCCGGUGUUGGCGGGCCCCGUGCGUGGCGGGACGCGGAGUUUUCACGGCAAACAUUUUUUACUUGGGCCGCUGACGUUGAUAUAUAAAAUAAGCGGUAUGUAAAACAUAUUAAAGCAUCUGUAACGUGCGUUUAACGACGUAAAGCCACGACGGGAGUUGUAAUAAGAUAAUUAGUUUAAUGCAAUUUGUUGGUAUUUACCUCAGCGGCAAUUGAGGCCUGUGGUUGAUGUUGCCGUACCCGCGCGGUCGCUCCGUAUUAAAGGAUUUGGGAACCAAAAAGCCACCCUUGGACAUGGACAAACACGGCGGGACCGACGCUGAAAAGACCAUACGUAGUGAGAUGAAGACGGACGUUGACCUUUUGUUGGAGUGUCUCAAGUUUCAGAACGAGGACUCGUCCACGCAUAAGCAGGCGGUGAUCACUCUUUCUUCCAUCUGCUCAUACAACGGUGUAUUUACUUGUGCAGCUGCAGCAUGCAAGUACCUCAAGGAGUGUGGUGGAUUAUACUUCAUACAGCAGCUUGCCUGGUCUAACCCUCACAAAGAUGUCACAGAAGUCAUCUUGUUUUUUCUGGGGAGGCUGGUGGAGAACAACGUUUUCUGUAAGCAGUGGCUCUGCACAUCCUCUCUGCUCACUCGAGCUAGCUCACUUUUAAAAGACUCGAAAUCGUCGAGAAUUCUUAAAAAAAGUGCCUCCUAUCUACUCCUUGCACUACUCACAAAUAAUAGUAAGAUUACAGACCGAGGGCAGAGCCUUGCUCGGACAUCUAACUGUCUAAACACAAUGCUUAGCGUUUUCAGAAGUGGUCUCCCAAGUGAAAUUCCGAGACAUGGCAACAGGGAUUCUGAAGAGGAACUCUCACACUGGUCUGAUCUUGCCAGGGCCUUAUGCGCAAGUGUAAACAAUCCUCAGCAUGAGGAAAAUCAAAAUAUGUGUGCAUCAGUCUUGCCGAGUGUAGCUGAGAGUCUCACUCUGAGCUCAUCGCCUGGUAUCGUCGCCUCCCAAUGUUCAUUUAUCACUGGAGUCGUUUCCAACAAUGCAUUUUGCCAAGAGCAAUUUGCACGGAGUGGAGGCCUCAGUGCUCUGGCCCAAGUUCUCUCCAGAUUUACACUGGAAAACAACUUUGGCCCCACUAACUUUCCAUUGGCAGUGACCAUCACGAAGACUAUUGACGUCUGUGUUACCGACCAAACCAAGUUGGCAUUUCAGCUGUCGAAGCACUGCGUGGUGCCCCACAUGGUCGCACUGUUGCUGAAGAAACCCCACGAUGUGAAUAGCAAAUUGGCAAUCCUGAUAACCAUUGGGCAUGCCACUGAAGAGUGUGUGGAGAACCAGAGGCAGCUCCUUGAGAGCCAUGGCCUUCCCUUGCUGGUGCAGAUGAUGGUUGAGGCGCAGGAUGAAGAGAUAAGCAAGGCCGCCACGUUCAUCCUGCAGAGCUGCAUUAAACUGACAAACACCUAUGUGAAGAGUGCCAUGAACGAGUUGAUUGAACGCAAUGUCGCUGGAAAUUCACAGCUCAGGACCCAUACUAUGCCUCAUUACAUGGUGGACAUGCUGAAGGAGAUGAAAACGAGGAAAGAGCAAAUGUUUCAAGAACAGGGUUCCAGUGAGGGAGACUUGGCCUCAUUGCAAAUGGUGAAGGAUGUCAUUGACUCGAAGUUGCUGCAAUGGCAAUCCACUCUCACCACAAAGCAGUCACCGACCAGGAACAAUAUGAAAAAGGUAUUGCUAUCCGUAAAGAAAAUGUCAAAUCAACAAGAGCAAAAUAAAAAUAUUGUGUCUUUAUUAGGCCAGCAACACCCAUGCCAAAGUGAAGAAUCGUCUGCGAAAGUUAACCAAACUGCAUAUGUUGGACAGCCCAAUGGUAUCGCAGAGCGACGAGGAGCAGUCUUGUUGACUCGGUGGGAAGAGCCCUGCAUGGAAGCCCAGCAUAAAAUACCGGUCGAUGGCGUAAAGGCAGCGCUGCCUGUACAACAAGACACUGGUGGGUUUGUGAAGCCCAUGCUGCCCUUGAGAUCUGUUGGGCAGAGGGCUGAGAGGGAGACGCCUCGUAGGUUACCCCAAAGUGCCUCUUUUAAAAGGAAACUUCAAUUUGAGAAACAACACGCGGAUGAAGAGAAUGUACCUCUUCCUGUGAAGAAACAGAGAGUUGAACAACACCAAGAGAAGGAAGAUAACAACUUAAGGGAAUACUCUGAAUGCUCAAGGAAUUACGAGAAUGAUGUUGAACAUUCAAACUCACAACUUGACCUUAUGGCAAUUUGUAAGGAAGCCUUUGAUGAGGAGAUUUCAAGCAAAAAUAGAAGCCCCAUUCUGUCUUGUAGUCAGCGUUGUGCAGGGUGCAUCACAGACUCCUCUUUGAAUAGCAAAAGCUACCAUUCAAUCGUGCAGAAAUGCGGGAGCUUAUGCACGCGCCAUCACAUCACCAUGGAGUUGGAGAAGAGAUACAAAGUGAACCACAGCAAGGCCUGUGCUAUGCAUCGAUCCAGGCCCUACAACAAUAUCACAUUGACCCCACGCAUAAAACGGCCAGAACGAUCGGACCUGGUGGUCACACCUCAGAAAACGAUUCAAACUGAGAGCAGCUUCCACCAAGUCAAAGCCACGACUGAAGGUGGUGUGAAACGGUCACCGAGCAAAAACAAAAUGGAUGCAUAUUACUUCAGCUCCAGUGACUCUCAUUCAAAACAGGACAUCGACUUUAGCUAUGUACUUGACAAUUCAGAAGAUAAGAAACACAAGCAAAGGUCCAACUUUACAAAUCAUGAAGUGACGUACCUGCAGCAAGGCGUCGAUAAGUUUGGACACUGCUGGAACCAGAUCCUUUGGAGCUACCCCUUCCAGAAAGGGCGAACCAAUGUUCAGCUAGCAAAAAAAUAUAAGCAGCUGAAGUUAACGAAGAAGUUCUGAAUUUUGACUUAAAACUUUUGUGACUGCAGGAAAAAGAAGUUGUGACUUCAGCGGUGCGCAGUCAGAACCCAUGUGCACUGGACAGACACGCGGAUGGCUGAUUUUUGACGAAAGCUUUCUUUCAUUGGAUUUUUAAAGAAUUAAAUGCCUUGCAAGAAGGAAACACUUUUUGGCCACAACUAACUUCGUUGACCUCACACAUUUUGCAUUUCUAUCUUGGCAGUUUAAUGAUUGUGAAAUCUGUAUUCACGAGAAAUGCCAUGUCAAGAAUGUGAUGACCAUUGCAGUCCUGUCAGCGAACCACAAGUUUAUUUAAGAUAUGUAUACAAUGGAAUGUGCAGUCACAUAUUGGGGACUACAAAUUUGUUUACUACAAAACAGUUUUAAAAGUGAAAAUAUGUUAAAGCCUCUGUAAGUGUUCUAUGGAUGCAUUGAAAUAGUUACGUGGUUAAAACAAGUGUUUGUGUUCUAAGUGAGGUCUAUACAGAAGGGAUAGUGCUUAAAUUAGACUUGCUUUGUGUUUUGCUUGUCUCCACUGACCGCUUAUAUUUAUAUUCAAAAUUAAAAUAUACUCCACUAACGUCACAUUAUCAGCCAUUGUCUAUCCACAUUGAUAUGAAAAUGUCCCCAUGUCAUCUCUCCUGUCUUGCAAUACCAUGACCCAUCUCACUACUGCCCAUGAAUUUAACUUAUCGUUCCAUUUCUAAUGUUAUCAUCCCUCUGUCGUGUUUCUCUUUGGCUUUUUUAAUAUUAUAGAACCUCUUUAAGGAAACUUUUAAUUUAAGAAUAAUUGCUUCAGAAGGCAGGCCAGUUUUACAACAACGGUAUUCAUUCCCUUUGGUGACGGUACACUGUUCAUUUGAAUGAUUCCAACUUGUUCAAUGAAAUGUAUUUUUCCCCAUCUGAAAUAAACGUGUAC
This is a messenger RNA of Lethenteron reissneri (Far Eastern brook lamprey), 4005 nucleotides long. RefSeq names its product telomere repeat binding bouquet formation protein 1 (gene TERB1). Gene Ontology annotation, biological process: homologous chromosome pairing at meiosis; meiotic attachment of telomere to nuclear envelope. The record is from RefSeq and is a predicted model, not a curated record. NCBI's taxonomy places the organism in Eukaryota, Metazoa, Chordata, Hyperoartia, Petromyzontiformes, Petromyzontidae.